UAUAUCAUUUUGUCGCUUACACCAAUUGACACAUAUCGUGACUUGUUAGGGAGGAGAAAAAAAAUCUAUUCAUCUACAAAACUCAAAAUUCUCAGAUCCAAAUCUUAACCACAAUGUCGAACUUUGCCGGAGAUGAAACUGCUCCUUUCUUCGGCUUCCUUGGUGCCGCCGCUGCCCUCGUCUUCUCAUGUAUGGGGGCAGCUUAUGGAACAGCAAAGAGUGGUGUUGGAGUAGCGUCAAUGGGAGUGAUGAGACCGGAGUUGGUGAUGAAAUCAAUUGUUCCUGUGGUUAUGGCUGGUGUGUUAGGUAUUUAUGGCUUGAUUAUUGCUGUGAUCAUCAGUACUGGGAUUAACCCCAAAACAAAGUCAUAUUACCUAUUUGAUGGCUAUGCUCAUCUCUCAUCUGGACUUGCUUGUGGUCUUGCUGGUCUUUCUGCUGGAAUGGCUAUUGGUAUUGUUGGAGAUGCUGGUGUUAGUGAUGCUUUAUGCAAGUAUCCACAUGUUUUUUACACAACCCUGAAAUCACCAAGGGCCAGGUGGCACAUGGAUUGAAGAUCGACAUCAAAGAAGCUAUCAACUAGGUGAUUAAUGAUGAUACAAUACAAGAAUAAGAUCUUGCUACGAACAUUUUAAGAGCAAAGAGGCACUCUUUGCCUUAGGAUUCAUGACAUAGCAGUCUUCUGUAACUUUCUCUGAGAAAUGCUCAGUGAGGUGAAAGUAAAGGGAAGUGUGUCGAAUAUUCAUAAAGUUGUACUUUCUACAUAAUGAUCAGCAUUGCAGACACGAAUAUUAUGCUUCAAUGAGUCUGUAAAGAUGUAUGACUUUGUGAAAUUGAAUCACAAGUUUUUAAGCCAUUAUAGUGUUUGGAUUUAAA
This is a messenger RNA of Solanum lycopersicum (tomato), 873 nucleotides long. Lineage: Eukaryota; Viridiplantae; Streptophyta; Magnoliopsida; Solanales; Solanaceae. The record is from RefSeq and is a predicted model, not a curated record.